Molecule: messenger RNA, 4653 nt
Organism: Formica exsecta
Lineage: Eukaryota; Metazoa; Arthropoda; Insecta; Hymenoptera; Formicidae
Product: zinc finger protein 567-like
Source: RefSeq, a predicted model, not a curated record
CACCUGUAUUUGAUAUCCAAGGCCAAGAUACUGGAGUGUAACGGGUACGUUUAUUUGGAACCUCUCAAAAUAUUUCCUACGGAUCAGUUUGUUGUAGUGGAAAGGGUUGGCGAGGAAGAUGCAUUGGUAGAAACGGAGGAGCCGACAACCAGCAGCACCGCGUCGAGCCAGACUAACCCAUCCGUUACAACUUUGACGAAUAUGUGUACUACACCUGGCAAUGCGGGUGCAGGAUUCGGUGGGUACGCUUGGUCCUUUAGCGGACCAGGGACAGAGACCCGGGAGAAUGCCCAGAGCGAACUUGCGACGAAUAUCAGUUAUGCCGUUAAUAAUAAUCAGGAUCAAGGAUCCAGUCAAAAGAUACAGGUUGACAUCAAACCGGCAAAGGUUGCAGCUACCACUCACCGUCGUCCAAUGUUUGCGAUGAACGAGAGUUGUCAGCAAACACCCACUACGCAUCAUGGCCAUACAGGGGGAGCGCAUAAUCAAACGACCCAUGGUACUCACGUUCGCGCUAAAAAGCAUCACGAUGUAUUUUCAUUAACAUGUGACAAAGGCGGAUGCAAUUGCGACGCGGCGCAUCCCACACCUCCACCUUCCUUGUUCUCCAACACCUUAGUUUUUACAACAGCCGAUAAGCAUGCCAUGAGCAAGCACUUCAUGACACCGCUUGGACCAAUACAGCUUACGGCAGAAGAGUGCAAUGAAAUUUUAAUGAAGAGAGCAGCCGCUGCGUCUAAUCAAGCCAACGCGGCGAAUAAUGUGGCGACGAGUCAGACGGACAGUACCGCUCAUUUCGGGCAUGUUCUCACCCAUGUCAACACUACGCAAAUCGAGACAAAAGUCAAACAGCAACAGGAUAUGGGAAGUCAGGUCCGUGUGCCCAAGGAACGACCGUAUUCUUGUUCCGAAUGCGGGAAAUCCUUUCUGCUGAAACAUCAUCUUACGACGCACGCGAGAGUACACACUGGAGAACGGCCACACAUUUGCGUUCAUUGCGGCAAGAGUUUUGCGCACAAGCAUUGUCUUCAUACGCAUCUGCUACUGCACAGCGCCGAAAGGCCGUACCAAUGUCGCGAAUGUAAAAAAUCCUUUACAUUGAAGCAUCAUCUUGUAACGCACACUCGCGUACACACUCGGGAACGGCCAUUUGUCUGCCAGGAAUGUGGAAGAGCAUUUCCUCUGAAACGUCACUUAGUGACGCAUAGUAAGUUUCAUUCGGGAGAAAGACCUUAUGUUUGCGAAGAAUGUGGAGAAUCUUUUUCUCAAAAAGAUCAUCUUACUAUGCAUUCACGCUUCCAUGGCAGCCUACAUCCAUUUGUUUGCCAUGAUUGCGGUGCGACUUUCCAGAGGAAGUUUGAGUUGGUUAAUCAUGGUCGGCUGCAUGGCAGAGUUCCACACUCGUGUACUGCUUGUGGAAAAGAAUUUCUGCAGAAGAGAACACUUUUAGCUCAUAUGCGCUUACAUACAGGUGAAACACCCUAUGCUUGCACUGUUUGCGGAGAAGCAUUUCCUCGGAAGGCAGACUUGGUAGCUCAUUCAAAGAUUCAUAAUAACAAUACAAAUACUGAUGAGAAGUCUCUUACAUGCAGGGAAUGUGGAUUGGAUUUUCCAAAUCGAGAAGCUCUAAAUUUACAUCAAAGGUUACAUACUGGUGAUCGAACACUUGUAACGGAUCUUUGUGGACUAGCGGCCGCCUUCCAGCAAACUCCGGCACAUUUCCUUACCCCAAACACUCCAACAACUCAUCAGAUGAACGGACCGAUAGGAACGCCUAGUGUUAGUCAUAUGCACGGCGCAACUCAAACAUCGCCGCCAGUGGGAUCAGGACCAAAACCUAAGCCGCACAUUUGUCCUGAUUGCGGUCGUGGCUUUGCACAGAAGCAUGGUUUGUCGCAACAUCAACGACGUCACACAGACGGCAGCUGUCACAUAAGAUCCCACGUAUGCGACAAAUGCGGCAAAGCUUUCUUCCAAAAGAAUCAUUUGUUACUACAUCAGCGUCAACAUAUGGAUCCGCCACCUAGUAUACUUAGACAGCAACAAAGACAAGCUGCCCAAGCUGCUGCUCAACAAGCGCAGCAGCCACAGCAGCAGCAGCAGCAGCAAGUGCAACAACAACAAGUACAGCAACCGCAGCAGCAGCAGACAAUGACCGUCGAUACAAAAACGAUUCAACUGCAGGCAAUACAGCAGCAAGUACAACAACAGGUACAACAACAGGUACAGCAGCAACAGCAGCAGCAGCAGCAACAACAGCAGCAGCAGCAGCAACAAACGCAGCAGCAGCAGCAAGCAUGUUCCGUGGACGCUAAAGCAAUACAGUUGAAUGUCACCAUGUGAGACGGUAUAAAGACGAAGGACUGGAAAGUCCUUGAAACAAUAGCACUCCCAAAUGCGCACCCCGCUGCCACCCUCUGCACGCACUUCUCUUGUACUAACAAUAUACAUUAGAUAUAUAUUUAUUAUCUCUAGAUCCAAAUACGGAAUAAUCGAUUUUAUUACAAGAGUAUGUAAGAAUAUACAAAAUAUACAUACUAUAUUCUAAUUAAUAUAAGGCUUGUAACAAGAAAAUAAAAAUAACCACAUGUUAGUGUUUUACAUAUACUUUAUAAAUAUACAAAUAUAAAAAUAAAUAUAUAUAUAAAUAUAUAAAUAUAUACUCUAGAUAUGUAAAAUGAGACUAAACAAAUUAGUUGCCUUAACGAGAAGAAGAAUUUUAAUGAAUAUAUUAACAUAUUAUUUGGUGAUUUUUUCAUUUACUUUUAUUUAGUAGGACGUCACUUUAUAAGAAAGUAUAUAUUAAAUAAAUCAAGAUAUAAAGGAAAAAAAAUAAGUUCGCCGUGUAUCGCUGCUUUGUUGUUUAUCCUUCUCAAUGUAUUUGUACGAUGAUAAUUGAGACGAGGUAAUUUGUGUAUGAACAGAAGGAUUAGAGAGUGGAAGAUUCUGUAAACGAUUUCGGCGAAGAGAAAGAGGGUGGCAGACAUUGCGCAUUUAUGAAGCAUUUUUAAAGCUUAGAUUUAUCCAAGAUAGCAUUUUAGUCCCGCGCAAUUUAUAUUUUUACGUUAAAGGAUACGAGCACACAAACUGCUUGUUAAAUUUUAGAAAUACGUAAGAAUCCCGGUUUUAUAAAAUCCAAAUAUCAAUAAAUGGAUGUAAAUGUUUUUCGUGAGAAAUUAACGCGAUUCUCGUAUCGGCGACAUAUACGAUGUAUACAUUAUAAACAUGAGACUAAUACAUAUAUUAGUUUUACAUCAAUCAUGGACGGUAUGUUUAAGAAGAUAUCGCAAAAAUUAUAUAUAUAUAUAUAAAUUACAAAGAUUGGUCCAUGUAUUCUAAUGUACAUGUAGAAAUCUCUGUAACGCGCACUUCAUGUUUAGAAUCGUGGGAAUUACUAGCCGCAUUUUUAAUUAUCUUCUUUGAUUAAAAUAUUUCUUCACCAUUUCUUCUUCGCGAUAAAAAAGUACGCGUCGUAUUUCGAUACAGAUACAUGAGAUUGCUUAGUGGGCUCUUUUAGUAAAAUGCAAAUUUAAUUUCUUUGUCAGCAAAUAUAUAUUAACUGAUAGAUUAGUUAGAAAAUCGGAAGAAAUACGAAUAAAGGUUUCCUACAUAGUUUUAAAAUACGUAUCUAUCUUUUUUCUGAAGCAACAUAGAGUACUGCUGAUAUACCGAUAUUCGUUUAUGUGAAGAAACUACGAAGUUUUUAAAGUGCGAGUCUUAUCUAUCCGUGCCAAUUUUUCUAUCAUUGUCAAUUUUUUUAUCAUUAUAUUCUAUUAUACAGCGACAUUCAAAAAUUACAAACAUUAAUCAAUAUUUUAUAUAUUUUUUCUUUUUUGGUUAAGACGAUAAACUUUUAAGUUGCCUUCUGCAUUUUCUACUUUUUUGGUUACAAACUUAUUAAACAAUUCGAGAAGUUCCAGAAUACUGUGGACAUCACAUCGGUAUGUAAGUAAAGUAAGUACAUAUCGCGCAAUAAUAUGAUGGAGGUAUAUUAGAUUGAUUAAAAAGUUUGUGCGUUUUUCUUUUAUCAUAUAUUAGUGUAAGAGUAUAAACAACAAUUGCGCAAAAAAUUAUACAAUUUCGUCAUUAAUCUAUUUUUGAGAUCUGAGAUGUGUUUAUACAAAUGUAUAUUAUUUGUCAUGUUUUUUAUACAAAGAGCAUACCAGAAUUGGCGCAAGAGUGAAUAUGUGUCGUUUCUUUUUGAAAUUUGAAAUUGGUUGAUUGAGAAUGUCUCAAGAUCAAAAAGAUUAUAAUUUAUUACAAUCUUUGAGAUCAUCUUUUACAGCAACAUUGAACGUUUCAAUUCCAUAUCCGAUGAUCUCGAGUUAAAAUUUUCGAUUAAAGGCCAUUUUAAAUUGAACAAUGUAUAAUAUUUUGCAUGUUAUUUAUUUGCGUCUCCAAAGUUCAAUUUGCUAAAAUCUUCAUUUUAACUAGAUUAUAGAAUUAUUGAUGUUUCUUCAAUUUAACUAUGAAAAAUCGAUCAUAUUUCCCUAAGAAUAUCACUUAAUGCGCAUCUUUCGUCGAUUCUGGAAUGUAAGAGGAGAUAUAAUGUGCGAACGACAAAACGUGCAUUACCAAAAUAGUAGAACUAAUUGCAGAUUUUGCUAAGCGUUAUUAAAUAAACUCUUAAAAAAAAAAAAAAAAAGCCGUAUG